Messenger RNA from Morus notabilis, 4253 nucleotides. RefSeq names its product coatomer subunit alpha-1. Gene Ontology annotation, molecular function: protein binding; structural molecule activity. The transcript has 4 exons. Gene Ontology annotation, cellular component: COPI vesicle coat. Bases 203 to 3865 code for a protein of 1220 amino acids. Lineage: Eukaryota; Viridiplantae; Streptophyta; Magnoliopsida; Rosales; Moraceae. Gene Ontology annotation, biological process: intracellular protein transport; endoplasmic reticulum to Golgi vesicle-mediated transport; intra-Golgi vesicle-mediated transport. The record is from RefSeq and is a predicted model, not a curated record.
UAACUAUAAACCCCUCAUUUUCUCUCUCUUACUCUAAUUUCCCCCGAUCUCUCUCUCUUGCAGGAACUUUCUCUCUCUAAAAUUCUAUUAUCUGUAUACACCUAUAGAUACAUACACCGACACCUGGGGGUGUUGAUUGCUGAUGCGAUUGUGCGCUUGAUUCUGAUUUAAUCGCAGAUAGAUCUGAGAGUCGGGAGCGAAAAUGUUGACGAAGUUCGAGACAAAGAGCAAUAGAGUGAAGGGACUGAGCUUCCAUAGUAAGAGGCCGUGGAUCCUCGCGAGUCUCCACAGCGGGGUGAUCCAGCUAUGGGACUAUCGUAUGGGGACUCUGAUCGAUCGAUUUGACGAGCAUGAAGGACCAGUUCGCGGUGUUCAUUUCCACAAAUCUCAGCCUCUCUUUGUGUCUGGAGGGGAUGAUUACAAAAUUAAAGUUUGGAACUACAAGCUGCAUAGGUGUCUUUUUACUCUUCUUGGACACCUUGAUUAUAUUCGAACCGUGCAGUUCCAUCAUGAGAACCCAUGGAUUGUAAGUGCCAGUGAUGAUCAGACUAUUCGCAUGUGGAACUGGCAGUCACGCACUUGUAUUUCUGUGCUAACGGGCCACAACCAUUAUGUUAUGUGCGCUUCCUUCCACCCCAAAGAAGAUCUUGUUGUGUCAGCCUCUCUUGAUCAGACAGUUCGUGUUUGGGAUAUUGGUGCCUUGAAGAAGAAAACUGGAUCUCCUCCUGGGGAUGACAUGCUGCGUUUGAGUCAGAUGAAUACAGAUCUUUUUGGUGGUAUCGAUGCUGUUGUGAAGUAUGUUUUGGAGGGCCAUGAUCGAGGUGUUAAUUGGGCUGCAUUCCACCCCACCCUUCCUCUGAUUGUCUCAGGAGCAGAUGAUCGCCAAGUUAAAUUGUGGCGGAUGAAUGAUACAAAAGCUUGGGAAGUGGACACAUUGAGGGGGCACAUGAACAAUGUUUCAUGUGUUAUGUUCCAUGCCAAACAGGACAUAAUUGUAUCCAAUUCAGAAGACAAAAGUAUUCGUGUGUGGGAUGCAACAAGGCGAACUGGGCUCCAAACAUUUCGCAGAGAACAUGAUCGGUUUUGGAUUCUUGCAGCUCACCCUGAGAUGAACCUUUUGGCAGCAGGUCAUGACAGUGGCAUGAUUGUAUUUAAGUUAGAGAGAGAACGGCCAGCAUUUUCAGUGAGUGGUGAUAGUCUCUUUUAUGUUAAAGAACGGUUUCUGCGGUCCUAUGAAUUUUCAAGUCAAAAGGAUGCACAAGUUGCUCCAAUUAGACGCCCUGGUUCCACCAGUUUAAAUCAAAGUCCUAGAACUCUCAGUUACAGCCCUACAGAAAAUGCCAUCCUCGUAUGCUCAGAUGCUGAGGGGGGCUCUUAUGAAUUGUAUACCAUACCUAAGGACAGCAUUAGUAGGGGUGAUAACGUGCCAGAUGCAAAGAGAGGUGUUGGGGGCUCUGCUGUUUUCGUGGCUCGUAAUCGAUUUGCUGUUCUUGAUAGAAGCAGCAACCAAGUAUUGGUUAAGAAUCUGAAAAAUGAGAUUGUGAAGAAAAGUGCCCUUCCAAUUGCUGCUGAUGCCAUAUUCUAUGCUGGAACUGGUAACUUGCUUUGUAGAGCAGAGGAUAGAGUGGUUAUAUUCGAUCUGCAGCAGAGGUUGGUUCUCGGUGAUCUUCAAACUCCCUUUGUCAAGUAUGUUGUUUGGUCUAGUGACAUGGAAAAUGUUGCAUUGCUUAGCAAGCAUGCUAUCAUCAUUGCCAGCAAGAAGCUUGUGCACCAGUGCACUCUUCAUGAAACAAUCCGUGUCAAGAGUGGUGCUUGGGAUGACAAUGGCAUAUUCCUCUAUACAACUCUAAAUCAUAUUAAGUACUGCCUCCCGAAUGGAGAUAGUGGAAUAAUUAGAACCCUGGAUGUUCCAAUUUACAUCAUGAAGGUUUCUGGAAAUGCCAUAUUUUGCUUGGAUCGGGAUGGGAAAAACAGAGCCAUAGUUAUGGAUGCCACAGAAUAUAUUUUCAAGCUGUCCCUACUGAAGAAGAGAUAUGACCGUGUUAUGAGCAUGAUAAGGAGCUCACAACUCUGUGGGCAGGCAAUGAUUGCUUAUCUUCAGCAGAAGGGUUUUCCUGAAGUUGCUCUACAUUUUGUGAAAGAUGAGAGAAAUCGUUUCAAUCUGGCUCUGGAGAGUGGAAAUAUUCAAAUUGCUGUUGCAUCAGCUACGGCAAUUGAUGAAAAAGAUCAUUGGUACAGGUUGGGGGUAGAGGCUCUUCGUCAGGGUAAUGCAGGUAUUGUUGAGUAUGCCUACCAGAAGACAAAAAAUUUUGAGAGGUUAUCCUUCCUGUAUCUCAUAACUGGUAACACGGACAAGCUAUCCAAGAUGCUGAAAAUUGCCGAGGUUAAGAAUGAUGUCAUGGGCCAAUUCCACAAUGCUUUGUAUUUAGGUGAUGUUCGAGAACGUAUCAAGAUCUUAGAGAAUGUGGGUCACCUGCCACUUGCCCACAUCACAGCGUCAGUUCAUGGACUUCAUGACAUUGCUGAGCGUUUAGCUGUUGAAUUGGGAGACAACAUUCCUUCUUUGCCGAAAGGGAAAGUGCCUACCCUUAUGAUGCCCCCAACUCCUGUCAUGUGCGGUGGUGAUUGGCCUCUUCUAAGGGUAAUGAAAGGCAUAUUUGAAGGAGGUCUGGAUAAUAUUGGUAGGGGCGCUGCAGUUGAAGAGGAUGAAGCUGCUGCUGAUUGUGACUGGGGUGAGGAGCUGGACAUGGUUGAUGUUGACGGCUUACAGAAUGGGGAUGUCUCUGCAAUAUUGGAAGAUGGAGAAGCGGCUGAAGAAAAUGAUGAAGAGGGAGGAUGGGACCUUGAAGAUUUGGAGCUGCCUCCUGAAGCAGACACUCCAAAGGCUUCUGCAAAUGCAAGGUCUUCUGUUUUUGUUGCUCCAACUCCUGGCAUGCCUGUAAGCCAGAUUUGGACCCAGAGAUCGUCCCUUGCUGCUGAACAUGCAGCAGCGGGCAACUUUGAUACUGCAAUGCGGUGGCUUAACAGGCAGCUUGGAAUCAAAAACUUCGCUCCUUUGAAAUCCAUGUUUCUCGAUCUCCACAAUGGCAGCCAUUCAUAUCUACGAGCAUUUUCCUCUGCUCCAGUGAUAUCACUAGCAGUUGAACGUGGGUGGAAUGAAUCUGCUAGCCCGAAUGUGAGGGGCCCUCCAGCACUUGUGUUCAAUUUCUCACAGUUGGAAGAAAAACUCAAAGCUGGAUACAAGGCUACCACUUCUGGGAAGUUCACUGAAGCUCUUCGCCUCUUUCUUAACAUUCUUCACACAAUUCCUCUGAUUGUUGUUGAGUCUAGAAGGGAGGUCGAUGAAGUCAAGGAGCUGAUUAUUAUUGUCAAGGAGUAUGUGCUAGGCUUGCAAAUGGAGCUGAAGAGGAGGGAAAUCAAAGACAAUCCGGUACGCCAGCAGGAGCUAGCAGCCUAUUUCACUCACUGCAACCUCCAGCUGCCACACUUAAGGCUUGCUUUGCUAAAUGCCAUGACUGUUUGCUACAAGGCAAAGAACCUUGCUACCGCUGCUAACUUUGCCAGGCGGCUUUUGGAGACCAAUCCCACCAUUGAGAACCAAGCUAAGACCGCAAGACAAGUGCUGCAGGCUGCUGAGAGGAACAUGACUGAUGCGUCGCGGCUGAACUACGAUUUUAGGAACCCAUUUGUGAUUUGUGGAGCAACUUAUGUGCCGAUUUACCGAGGACAAAAGGAUGUUUCCUGCCCAUACUGUAGUUCACGGUUUGUGCCAAGCCAGGAUGGUCAGAUCUGUACCGUUUGUGAUCUUGCUGUUGUUGGAGCAGAUGCUUCUGGGUUGCUGUGUUCUCCAUCUCAGAUUCGAUGAAGCUGCUUAACCAGGAGAAUUAUUUGACCUUUUUUUUUUUCCUGCACAUCCUUUUGGCAGCAGAGGCAAUUAUGUGGACUCAUUUGUAUCUGUUGGUAAGAGGUAAGAAAUUCUAUAGAAGAGUUCGAUUUCAAAUGAGUCAUUUGGUGCUAUCUCUUUUCCUUCAGGCUAUCCCUUUUUGUUUUUCUUUAAAUAGUUUAUUAUGCUUUUCAAUGUAAUAAACAGAUUCAGAAUUUUGUUUUCGGCUUUUCUUGUUUAUUGCAAGAAUGGUCAAGGCCCAUGUUAAAAUAGAUGAUGGUUAUAGGAAGGAUACUUUACUUAUCAAUGUAUGCAAAAUUUGCUUAUCCUUGUGAUGAUUUGAAUAUCAAUUUGUUGGCUAUGAAAGUAA